Molecule: messenger RNA, 1593 nt
Organism: Lipotes vexillifer (Yangtze River dolphin)
Lineage: Eukaryota; Metazoa; Chordata; Mammalia; Artiodactyla; Lipotidae
Gene: TEPSIN
Product: TEPSIN adaptor related protein complex 4 accessory protein
Exons: 12
Coding region: 1-1593 (530 amino acids)
Cellular component (GO): trans-Golgi network membrane
Source: RefSeq, a predicted model, not a curated record
AUGGCGGCCACGGUGCCGCUGCGGGACCGCCUGAGCUUCCUGCACCGGCUCCCGAUUCUCCUGAAGGGAACGUCGGAUGACGACGUCCCGUGUCCAGGCUACCUGUUUGAGGAGAUCGCCAAGAUCUCCCACGAGUCCCUGGGCAGCAGCCAGUGCCUCCUGGAGUACCUGCUGAGCCGUCUGCAGAGCGGCUCUGGCCACGUGAAGCUCAAGGUACUGAAGAUCAUGCUGCACCUGUGUGGUCAUGGCUCCUCGUCCUUCCUGCUCAUCCUUAAACGCAACCCCGCCUUCAUCCAGGAAGCCGCGGUUUUCACGGGACCCCCGGAUCCUCUCCAUGGGAACAGCUUGUACCAGAAGGUGCGGGCAGCCGCCCAGGACUUGGGGGCUGCCUUGUUCUCGGACACCUUGUCACCUCUGCCUCCUUCCCAGCCACCCAGGGCCCUGCCUCCAGCAGGCAUGGGCUCCCAGUCCAGGCCCCAGAGCUCCCUACAGGGCUUCGGCUACAGCAAGGAACGGGGCCACACAGCCACGAGACACCAGCCUGGGCAGGCCGGAGGCGGCUGGGAUGAGCUGGACAGCAGCCCAAACUCUCAGGAUUCUUCCCAGGAAAAUGACGACCUGGGCAAGGCCUCAGACUCAGGUAGCCCGUCAGGCAGUGACAGCCCCUCAGGGGCCAGCCGGGCACCCAGCGACCUGGCAGAAAGGGUCGAGGCCGUGACCCUGAGUGACUGCCAGCAGGAGCUGAGCCUGGUCCGGGCCGUGACACGGGGGCCACAUUGCUUCCUGAGCCGAGAGGAGGUGCAGCACUUCGUCAAAGAGUGUGGACUCCUCAACUGUGAGGCCGUGCUGGAGCUGCUCAUCCGCCACCUGGGCACAACCAGCGAGCGCGUGCAGAUGAGAGCCCUGGGUGCCAUCGCCUCCCUCGGGUGCACCGACCUGCUCUCCCAGGAGCGAGUCCUGCUCCUUGCCCGGCCUCGGCUGCAGGAGCUCAGUGUGGGCAGCCCUGGACCCGUGACCAACAAGGCCACCAAGAUCCUGAGACACUUUGAAGCCUCCUGCCGACAGUGGCCCCCUGCCCGGAGGCCCCCAGCCGAGCCUGGCCCCGCAGUCGCCUGUGUGGGCCCAUCAGACCUGCUGACCGACACCCUGCCUUUCACCGGGGGCCAGGCCUUCCUGCAGCCUCUGAGUUCAGCUCUGUUUUCGCCCAAGGGCACUGCUCCCCCAUCGGGGCUGCAGCCCAGCCCUGUGCCCCCGACUUCCCUGGACAGCUGCCCGCUUCCAGCCCGUGCGGAUGCCAGGGAGGCCAAGACCAGACUGGCAGGUUCCAGAGAGCAGGGGGCUGGAUCCGAGCGGGGCCCGUUCGGCACAGACACUGCAAAUAGAGGGCCAGAGCUUGACCCGGGCCCCGGGGAUAGCUGUGACUCCUUGUUUGCUGGCAUGGAACUGGUGGCCUGUCCCCGCCUGGUGGGGGCCGGGACUGCUGCAGAAGAGCCUCUCCCAGCCUGCCAGGCUCCCUGGACGUUGCCACAGAGGGUGGCAGCAAAAGAGCCUUCUGGCUCUGAGCCAUCAGCUUUCGCAUUCUUAAACUCAUGA